Messenger RNA from Diachasma alloeum, 2412 nucleotides. RefSeq lists its product as uncharacterized. Lineage: Eukaryota; Metazoa; Arthropoda; Insecta; Hymenoptera; Braconidae. The transcript is spliced from 3 exons. The record is from RefSeq and is a predicted model, not a curated record. Bases 923 to 1834 code for a protein of 303 amino acids.
UUUUUUCUGCACUGAAUAUUUGCUGACUCAAUUCGUGUUUGAGGCGCAAUCAGGAAUUGCGCCUUGAGCAGGAAUUAAUUAGGCGGCAUCGUGGAUUCUGUGAUAAUGAUUGUUAACUAUUCAAAUCGAUGAUUGCCUGUCAAUUUGCAUGAUUGCAUGUUUUGAAGUGAGUUCGAAUAUUGACAUAGAUCUGUUACUAUGCGUGGGUUGAAUUAAUUGUCAUACUGACUAGCUUUUCUCAGAUCCGCGAUUUUCUCUAAAAAAAUUAUUCCUAAAACUUUAUUAUUUAAAAAAAUAACAACGAAAUUUCAGUUCUUCUUCCUUUGAUUCUUCUCACCUGAUUAUUAUAUCGUUAUCUCUUCUAACUCAAGAACGUCAGCAAAAUACGUAAAUAUACAAGUUAUUUUUUUGAGGCUAUGGACCUCUAUCAAAUGAGUAAUAUUUGAUAUUUUUUUAACAGUUAUAUGGAAGAUUUUUACUACUGUUAGUCGCUUCAUAACUUUUUCCUAAUUUUUGCUCAUUUUUAACAGUUUAACAGGACAUUUCUCAACACAUAAAUAAAAAGUAUUUGCUGGAGAGUAAUCGUAACCGCAAGUUCGCCUACAGACUCGCCCGCACGCCAGGAGGUGAGCUCUCUCAGUACAUGAUGAGCACGCUCGCCCUGAUGUCCUCGAGUGGAAAUUUCUCCAAGUCCACCUGAAGUACGGAUCAGAACUUCAUCCAGUUUUUGUCAGGUUCGACUGAUGAGGUGAUUUUUUAUGAGAACCUGACCAAGUUUUGAGCCAGUAGAUCGGAUUUGAAAAUCUGCAGGCGGACUCAGAUCGAGUUCUCAGUAUUAUGGUGGACGUUCUCUCAAAUUCAGGGUUCUGCCCAAGGAAUUCCCUUAGACAUUGCGGAUCCUGAAAGAAAUAUUACUGAAGAAAUGACGCCGGUGAACAUUCAAAUAACGGAAUAUCCAGGGGGCCAUAUGCUCCUCAUAACUCCUGAAGAAGUUCAUACUAACGUUUCUAAGACUCCAUCUGUCGGAAGAGUUCCAUCUUCUAGUGAAAAUACCGACCAUUGUCUUCAAAAUACCUUUAACAAGACCAUUCUAGGCUUACAAAAGCAACUCAACGAAAUUUCAUCAAAAGUAAGUGUUUUGGAAUCAAAACUAGAGAGAAGACUGAUUCACGAUGUUAAGAAUUCACCGAAUGUCUUCUUCGUCCCUCCGACGAGUCCUGAACCUUCGUUAAUGGGCGGAUCUGCUCUUGAACAUUUGAGAGAUAAGAAACCUGCUGAUAGGGUUGAGUGGAUAAUUCCUUUGACAGAAUCCACAACUCCAGCUCCUGAGCCACCGCCCAAAAAUCUAUUCUCCAGAAUCAUUUCCCAGGAGCACGCUGCAACUUCAUCAAUCCCUCAACAGCAGAUCGAUCUUCUGAAUCGAGCGAAAAGAAGGAGCGAGAAGAGGCGUGAAGCACUUGAUAAGAAACCGAAAGUAUUGUCCCUGUGUGCUCGGAUCAUUCCCGUCGAUGAGAAAACUCAAAACAUGUCCUCAAUCCCAACUAUCCGCCGGUCCAAGAGGAAUCGUCGUGAUGCAUUCAGUAAGGACAAUAGUUUGAAGGAACACUCGAUGAUGUCAGAAUGGCUACGUGCGGUGUACAAGCCCCAAGAAGAACGUAAAAUGGUCCGGAAUGCAGCACUGAAAGCGUGGUUGGGUAACAAGUUAGAGAGAGAUGGCUUGAAGGUUGAUAAUGUCAAACUUCGUUAUGCGGGGGAGGCUCCCUCAGUGGCUCUGAAGAUGCAUGAAGUCCAUGCAUCCACGAACGAUUAUGAUCAGGAGGAUCAGCGAAAAUGAGCAACAGUAGUGAUCACACGGGUAGCGUGCGGCUCUGGUGGUCGUCUAAGCUAAACAGCGUUUAGUCUGGUUAGUACUUGGAUGGGUGUCCGCCCUGCAUGGUUUCCCUGGUAGUAGUCCUAGCCCGAAUGGGGUGAGUGGAGAAGAGUAAGAGAGGCAUAACAGGGGACGAAAUUAGACGCCUAUAAAACUGUAACGGUAGUAGGAACGAUAUAUGAAUAAAAAUAUGUAUUUCCUUUUAUGCUCAAGGUAAAAUAAGUAGAUUACUGCACAAAUUUUUUUACGUCAUUGUUUCACGUCGCUGUGACUCGGUUUGAGUGUGCUGCAAAAUCUGAUAAACACUUUGAGGUAUUUACGACGAGGUUGAAAAAAUCUGGGGUAAGUUCUGAGAAAAAUCCUGGCGUCAAGUUUUUACAUCUUUAAUGGGUAAAUAUUUCGAAUUACUGAAGAGUAUCACUUUCUAAAUAAUGCAAUAGUCAUUUAAAAUUUUUUUAAAAUUUAACAUGGAUUCUGAUGGGAAAACAUGGUUUUACUCAAGAAAGUCUAUUAUAUCUUGAUAAAAAAUUGUUAUGAAGAAA